Messenger RNA from Lachnellula hyalina, 312 nucleotides. RefSeq names its product PAN2-PAN3 deadenylation complex subunit PAN3. NCBI's taxonomy places the organism in Eukaryota, Fungi, Ascomycota, Leotiomycetes, Helotiales, Lachnaceae. Gene Ontology annotation, cellular component: P-body; PAN complex. The record is from RefSeq and is a predicted model, not a curated record. Gene Ontology annotation, molecular function: metal ion binding; poly(A) binding. Gene Ontology annotation, biological process: nuclear-transcribed mRNA poly(A) tail shortening; mRNA processing. The transcript has 3 exons. The coding region runs from base 1 to 312 and encodes 103 amino acids.
AUGGCAGCCGCAAGAUUCAACUCCCCAGAGCUGCGGAAGCCAGCUAGCUCCCCAAGACCUAAGGGGCGAGAAAAUGCAAAGGAUACCCUGUGCCGAAAUGUAUUGAUAUACGGCCAUUGCCGGUAUGAGGAUCAAGGCUGUGCCUUCAAUCAUGAUCCCAAUAAGAGUAUAUCUGGGCAAGCUGAAUUACUUCUGGCGAGGCUAGCGACAAGGCUGGACUCGAGUUGUGAAUCACCUCAUGCUCAUGCCUUUACCACAACCUCACAACUCCAACAACAACAUACUCCAGCCACUCGAUACGAUGCCUGGUAA